Molecule: messenger RNA, 1380 nt
Organism: Iphiclides podalirius (scarce swallowtail)
Lineage: Eukaryota; Metazoa; Arthropoda; Insecta; Lepidoptera; Papilionidae
Source: the annotation of a GenBank genome assembly
AUGUUGCUAAGUAUUGUUGAUAGCACUACAGAACCUGAUUUAACUGUCAUCCCUCUUUCAACUACUAAGAGAUCUUUUCCUGAAUUGGAAUUCAAUCAAACUGUUACGUUGCCAAUAUCAACACAACAAUCUGAAGAUUAUACUCCAACUACAGAAAAUUUUGAAGUGAUAACAAAAUCUGGAGAAGCUGAAAAUAUAACAAUUGAUGUAUUUAUUCCCAGCACUGAAAAAGCAACGAUAACAAGUAAUAAAUCUGAAACAGCUUUCGACGUAGAAGUGGCUGAAACAAUGCGCAGUAAUAAUACUGAUUUAGAAUUUGAUUACAAUAAUAAGAAUAAAGACAAAUCUGUUACAGAAGAAACUGAAACGACGACAAGGAUCAACAAAGAAGAAACAACAGUGACUUCAGAAAAAAAUUCAAGCACUACAUUCAAUUUAAGCUCUACAAUUAAUUCCGUAAAUUCUUUCGAUGAGAGCACUGAAUCAAUUGAUGGAGAGAUUCCAGUUUUUACAGAGUUGGAUGCUGAUGAGGCUGAAGAAGCAGAAGUUCCGGAGGAUUAUUAUGACUCUAAAGACGUUGUGCCAACUUCUGCACCUAAAACAGAUGCAUUGUCCGUAAUAUUUGGUUUCGCUGGUAGCGUCGUUGAGAGUGUGGUAGAGACUGUGGCAGAAAGAGUGGUACCGAAUUGGAUAUACGACAUAUAUAAAAGAAUGCAGAAGCAGAAUGAGGCUUUAGAAGCAGAAAGGCUCAGGAGUAGAGAAGAGAACGGGGGAUUAGGGCAGUUUGGCCGUGGGAUCCUGAAGACAAUAUCGUCAGGAAUCAGUAAGCCUUUCAGCCAACUAAUGGCUGGUGUCAGAGACAUUGGAUCCUUGGACAGUGAUCGUGGAUUCGUCAACAGUUUAGCUUCAGGCGUCACCAGCGUCGCGAACGUCGCGAAUUCCGUCGUAGACGCCUUUAAGGAUAGAGUUCAAGCUAUUUAUCCAGGCACGGUUUGGUGUGGCGACGGCCACUCUACAGCACGCUCCGGUGAGCUAGGUCUGUUCUUCUUUACGGACACCUGCUGUCGCCAACACGACGCGUGCAAGAUCUACAUCAGAGCUGGCGAGACCAAAUACGGCCUCACCAACACUGGCCUCUUCACGCGGUCCCACUGCAGCUGCGACGCCAGGUUCCGGGAUUGCCUACGGAGGACCAACUCCUUGGUGUCGGCCCAGAUAGGCCUCACUUACUUCAACGUGCUGGGUCCCCAGUGCUUCCGGAAAGCACAUCCUAUUGUGCGAUGCGUUCGGCGAACCAGGAUAACCGGUCAGAAAUGCGAAGAAUAUGAGCUGGAUUACACGAAGCCAAAGAUGUGGCAGUGGUUCGACACAGAGACAUUU